UUCAGUUGCUGUGUAGUGAGGAAAGCUAGACUGUGGUCAUUGGGAGUAGAAACUGUGCAUCUUUGGGGGGGGAGGAAAGAAAAGUGCCCCACUGUUGGUGUCAGUGGGGGGAAUAGUUCCCCUUCAUUGGUGUCAGUGGGGGGAAUAGUGUCCCAUCAUUGGUAUCAGUGAUUGGGAAUAGUGCCCCAUCAUUGGUGUCAGUGGGAGGAAUAGUGCCUCAUCAUUGGUGUCAGUGGGAAAAAUAGUGCCCCAUUUUAUUCAUUUUAGUUCAAUGGGUGAAUAGUGCCCAUCAUUUGUGUCAGUGUGGGAACAGUGCCCCAUCAUUGGUUUCAGUGGGGAUAAUAG
Molecule: messenger RNA, 345 nt
Organism: Staurois parvus
Lineage: Eukaryota; Metazoa; Chordata; Amphibia; Anura; Ranidae
Source: the annotation of a GenBank genome assembly